Molecule: messenger RNA, 1854 nt
Organism: Lachancea nothofagi CBS 11611
Lineage: Eukaryota; Fungi; Ascomycota; Saccharomycetes; Saccharomycetales; Saccharomycetaceae
Source: the annotation of a GenBank genome assembly
AUGGCCAUAAACUAUGUUUAUCAAUGUGCGCUGCCGCCGGAAAUCACGUUGGGCCAUUAUAUACUUCACAGACUUCGGCAAUUAGGCAUUCACACAAUAUUUGGACUACCCGGUGAGUUCAACAUGCCGCUACUAGACAAAAUAUACACAAUUCCCCAAAUGGUUUGGGCUGGCAACACUAACGAGUUGAACGCUGCAUAUGCCGCCGAUGGGUAUUCUCGAAUCAAACGACUUGGCUGUUUGGUGACAACUUUUGGAGUGGGUGAGCUGUCUGCUAUCAAUGGUGUCGCCGGUUCUUUUGCAGAGCAUGUCGGACUCAUACAUAUCGUUGGAAUGCCUCCAAUUUCCGCUCAAGUUAGACAGUUGCUGUUGCAUCACACUUUGGGCAACGGUGACUUCAAGGUUUUCUACAGGCUAGCUAGCGAUGUGGCUGCAUACACGUCCAUUUUGAACGACAUGGAGACGCUUGCUUCGGAGGUGGAUAAAUGUUUGACCAUCGCAUUCACAAAACAACGUCCCGUUUAUCUAGGAAUUCCGGUAAACAUGGUAGAUGUGAUUUUGAGCUCUUCUCUACUUAAUUUUCCUCUAAACCUUGACAUUCAAAACCGAAAUGUAGAAGUCGAAGAAGAAUUUGUCGCCGCGGUGCUGAGCGCCAUGUAUAAGAGUCAGAAUCCCGCAAUUAUUGUAGACGCUUGCGUUACAAGACAUGGUCUGAUAGAAGAAACGAAACAGUUGGUAGAGCGUACCCCAUUUCCGGUCUUUUGCACCCCAAUGGGGAAAGGUGCACUAGACGAGCAGCAUCCCCAUUUUGGUGGUACUUUCGUUGGCUCGAUGUCAUCUCCACAGGUACGAGAAGUUGUAGAUUUUAGCGAUUUCAUUUUAGUGGUGGGUGCCUUACUAUCAGACUUCAAUACAAGCUCAUUCCAUUUCGCAUACAGAGCAAAGAACACCGUAUUGCUGUUUUCCAAUCACGCAAAACUCAAGAAUGCAGUGUACCCAGACCUGGAACUGAAAGUAGCAUUGAAUUUAAUUCUAGCAAGGCUAGAUUCUUCCAAGAUUCGAUAUCGGCCUCAAAAAAUUUCUGACGUUAUCAAGCCAAAACUUAGAUUAAUGAACAAUGUACCACUGAGACAGGAAUGGGUCUGGAGCCAGAUCACCAACUGGUUCAGAGCUGGUGACAUUGUUAUUACGGAAACUGGUACGUCUGCAUUUGGUAUUAAUCAAAGCAAAUUUCCUAGUCGUACGCGGUGUAUCUCACAAGCACUAUGGGGGUCCGUGGGUUAUUCUGUAGGUGCCUGUCUAGGUGCCUCUUUUGCUGCAAGAGAGGAAGGUAGCGAUCCUCGGGUUAUUUUAUUUGUUGGCGAUGGUGCUUUGCAAUUAACGGUCCAGGAAGUAUCUACAAUGAUUCGAUGGGGGCUAAAGCCCAUAAUAUUUUUAAUGAAUAAUAAUGGUUAUACCAUUGACAGGCUUUUGCACAAAAAGUCAAACGCUGGCUAUCAUGAUAUUCAGUCAUGGGAUAAUCUGCGAAUUUUACCUACGUUUGGAGCAUCUCAUUAUGAUGCUAGGAAAGUCAAGACAGUUGGUGAUUUUUUGGCACUGAUAGAAGACCCCAAGUUUGCAAUUAAUGAUAAAAUCAAGAUGGUUGAGGUCUUGUUGCCACCAAUGGAUGCCCCUCCGGCAUUGAUGGAGAAAUGGCUUUUAACUGACAAAGCUGACAGCGAGAUAGAUGGUAGGGUCGACGAUUUGCAUGCGGAGGACAACGACGCCUUCAUAACGAAACGAAUCAAACUGAAUGAUAAUCGCCGGUCGAUUGUUGACUAUAAUAUGUCCUAUGACAACAUGGAUUCUGUGUGA